Molecule: messenger RNA, 7211 nt
Organism: Coregonus sp. 'balchen'
Lineage: Eukaryota; Metazoa; Chordata; Actinopteri; Salmoniformes; Salmonidae
Source: the annotation of a GenBank genome assembly
UAUUUUUCACAUGGAAAAUGGCGGCUUGCAGCCCAACUCGCGCUCCGGAUAGGGUAGAGGUAGGACAACUUACCGAAGCCGAACGGGAGAAUGAUCCCUGGGCAGCACUCGGGCCAGUCGUGAAGAGGGAUCCGGUGAUAAAGCUAUUGAGUCCUGUCAGCGGCCUGGAGCCGCUCACGUGGUCUGAGGACCACCGAAUCUCGGCCUCUGCGACAAGUGGUAUUUCUUUGAUGGAGGUAGUGUGCGAUGUUCACGGAAAUAACCAAGACUUGGUGCUGCACCGGACCUCCAUCCACGUGCCGGACCAAGUCUGUGAACUGAAGGUGAAUCUGUGACACAUGUAGCUAACAAGCUUGCCUUUGCGUUCAUUCCAUACCUCAAAACCGUGCAUUACAAAAAUAGACGUUGUGACGUUGUUUUUACCUGUCAAAUCGGACGGGCUCCAGCUGAGUUCAUUCCCAGAGGUAGAGGACUAACCUCACACUGGUGAAUGAAGGAAGUUUCUGAUGACUCCACCAACGGAGUGGAGCAGAGACCAGGUUUUGUGGAAUCUAGCUCCUACCAGGGGUGCAACUUUCACUGGGGACUGGGGGACAUGUCUGUCAAAUUGACCAGGAGUGGUCUUAUUUUGAUUUAAUUGUAUUUCUGAAGAACAGAGGAAGAUUGCAGUGAGCCUCAAAAGAAUCAGAACAACAUACGUUUUAUGUUUUGAACUUCAGAGUAGAGGACCGGUCAAAGGAGUCAUCUCAGGGGUGACGACGGAUGUUCAGGUUGAUUACCUGAAGAAAAUUCCUGGUGUGGUUGGUGCCCGGCUUCUGACCCGCUGGGUGAAUGGAGAAAAAUAAGAAAGUCUGUUGGUCCGGUUGUUUUUUGAUGAAGAGCAAAUACCUACGCAUGUGAAGCUUGGUUAUGUAAGAUACGCUGUAAGAGCUUUCAUCCCCAAACCAUUGCAGUGUAAGAAUUGUAAAGGAUUUGGCCAUGUUUCAAGUGUGUGCAGACGGACAGAGUAUAUUGAAGGACGACUGUGUUGCAAUUGUAUUGGGGAUCAUGAGCCCGAGAUCCUGGAGUGCCCUGUAAGUGUGAAGGAGAUUGAGGUGGCAAAAGUUAGAGCGGUCAAUCAAAUCUCCUAUGCGGAGGCGAUUUUGUUUGUUGAGAAAACAAGUGAUGCUGUGAAGAUAUGAUAGACUCACCACCACAGCCUGUAGUAAAUGUUUGCUGCCAGUCAAAAUAUACCCUGUGUGUUAAAAAGGUGCAUUUUGUGGCGUUCAUUGACACACUUAUAAACUGUACUGCACAAGUCUCAAAGAAGUCUAAGAAACUGGACAUUGUUGUGGACUUAAGGAUUUUACAUCUGAAGACUUGCAAGGGGUACUGGCGCCAGAAGACCCGUCCUCCCAGGUUUCCCCUUGAGCCUGUGUAGGGAUCAGAGCUGUUUUUUUAACAGAAACAUAGUUUGAUUUAUUUUAUUUUAUUUAUUUAUUUAUUGGUCUUUUUUUGGGGGGGGGGUUGUUUCAAAUUUGGAAAUCUUGUUUCCAACCCGCACAGUAGGUGGCGGGAUGCACAUGAAAUUGUGCAAUCCCCAAAAUACCAUAGAAGAAGAAGAAUACAACCACCAGACUGUUUCCUUUUUGAGAUUCAAUUGGCACAUGCACAUUUGCGCUGAGUUGCCAUCUUAGAGCAACAGCAUUGAGCAAACCAUCGGUGGUUGUAUUUGAUUAACGUUUAUUGAAAAAGGAUGGAUUUCAGCAAACAAAUAAAGGCACAGAAAUACAGACGACAAACAUAGGUACACUGUAGGCAUUUCAUAAUGUGAAUCGAUGUAGUCGGAGCUAGAUUCCACAAAGCCUCUGCUCCACUCCGUUCGUGGAGUCAAUAGAAACUUCCUUCACUUCGGUGGAGUUUAGUCAGCUAUCACAGGGGCAGAGUCAGAAUAUAUACAAAGUAUGUGGACACCCCUUCAAAUUAGUGGAUUUGGCCAUUUCAGCCACACCAGUUGCUGACAGGUGUAUAAAAUUAAACACACAGCCACGCAAUCUCCAUAGACAAACAGUGACAGUAGAAUGGCUUUACUGAAGAGCUCAGUGACUUUCAACGUGGCACCUUCAUAGUAUACCACCUUUCCAACAAGUCAGUUCGUCAAAUUUCGGCCCUGCUAGAACUGCCCCGGUCAACUGUGUUAUUGUGAAGUGAAAACGUCUAGCAGCAACAACGUCUAGCAGCAACAACGUCUCAGCCGCGAAGUGGUAGGCCACCCAAGCUCACAGAACGGAACCGCCGAGUGCUGAAGCGUGUAGUGCGUAUACAUUGUCUGUCAUCGGUUGCAACACUCACUACCUAGUUCCAAACUGCCUCAGGAAGCAAUGUCAGCACAGGAACUGUCAGGAGCUUCAUCAAAUGGGUUUCCAUGGCCGAGCAGCCGCACCCAAGCCUAAGAUCACCAAGCACAAUGCCAAGCGUCGGCUGGAGUGGUGUAAAGCUCGCCGCCAUUGGACUCUGGAGCAGUAGAAACGCGUUCUCUGUUGUGAUGAAUCGUGCUUCUCCAUCUGGCAGUCCGACGGACGAAUCUGGGUUUGGCGGAUGCCAGGAGAACGCUACCUGCUGACUGCAUUGUGCCAACUGUAAAGUUUGGUGGAGAAGGAAUAAUGGUCUGGGGCUGUUUUUCAUGGUUCAGGCUAGGCCCCUUAGUUCCAGUGAAGGGAAAUGUUAACGCUACAGCAUACAAUGACAUUCUAGACGAUUCUGUGCUUCCAACUUUGUGGCAACAGUUUGGGGAAGGCCCUUUCCUGUUUCAGCAUGACAAUGCCCCCAUGCACAAAGCGAGGUCCAUACAGAAAUGGUUUGUCGAGAUCAGUGUGGAAGAACUUGACUGGCCUGCACAGAGCCCUGACCUCAACCCUCUCGAACGCCUUUGGGAUGAAUUGGAACGGCGACUGCGAGCCAGGCCUAAUCACCCAACAGCAGUGCCAGACCUCACUAAUGCUCUUGUGGCUGAAUGGAAGCAAGUCCCCGCAGCAAUGUUCCAACAUCUAGUGGAAAGCCUUCCCAGAAGAGUGGAGGCUGUUAUAGCAGCAAAGGGGGGGACCAACUCCAUAUUAAUGCCCAUGAUUUUGUAAUGAGAUGUUCGACGAGCAGGUUUCCACAUACACUACAUGACCAAAAGUAUCUAGCUUCUGCCUGAUGUGUUUACAUUGACUGAUGGCUGCAAUUAACAAUUUAUCCCAUUGCAAAACAUACUGUAUAUUGAACAGGCUAAUGUUAGCUAGCAAUAUAGGUUGAUGUUGAUGUAAAUGUAAAUGUUUUGGAUUGUAUAUAUCUAAAAAUAGUUUUUAUUUUCUCCCCAUGAAAUGAGAUUACUUUGGACUAACAUUUGUUUGUCCACCAGGUGGGUCCAGCAGAAGACCUGUUGAGGGCCAAAGACAAGUUCUCCAGCUCCAGUGACCCAGCGGUGAGCCAGUCCUUCAUGCUGGACAGAGUGUUCAACCCCACCGUGGGCGUCCACAAGGGCAUCCUGUACACCAGCUGGUCCCCCCUGGGCUGUGACGCCAACGGCCGCUGCCUCCUAGCCUCCCUCACCCUGGACCACCGGCUGAUCAUCCACAGCAGCACCAAGCGUCUACAGUGGACCGUAGUGGCUGACCUGACCCAGCUUUAUGGAGAGAGCCUGGAGAGCAGAGGCUACUCUGUGCAGGGUGGUGAGCCCCCCAAGGCCAACCUCCUGGACCUGGCUGAGCUUCAGAGACGCUACCGCAUGCAGACCCCUGUACGGAUGGAGUGGUCCAGUGUGUGUACCACGCAGCACGUCCAGACCAACAACGAGUGUAAGGACGUGGGAACGGUGCUGCUGGCCGUGCUGAUGGAGAAUGGAGACCUGGUGGUGUGGCAGUUUUGCCUGCCCAUGCUGGGGAAGGACUCUGUGUUGUCCUGUAACACCAUCCAGUCUGGGGUGUUGUCCCCCAGCGUGCUGGCCUGGUGGGAGUACGAGCACAGCGGGCGCAAGAUGAGCGGCCUGAUCGUGGGCAGCAAGUUAGGGCCCAUCAAGAUCCUGCCCGUCAACCUGAAGGCGGUGAAGGGCUACUUCACCCUGCGCCAGCCCGUGGUCCUCUGGCAGGAGUCGGACCAGAUCCCUGUGCACAACAUCAAGUGUAUAUCCCUGUUCCACCCCAAACAGAACUGUAACUGUAGCCUGGUGGUGGCGGCCAGGGGCUCCUACCUCUUCUGGUGCCUGCUGCUCAUCUCCAAGGCGGGCCUCAACGUGCACAACUCACACGUGACGGGCCUGCACUCCACCCCCAUCGUCUCCAUGACAGCCAGCCGCCAGGGCAGCUCCAUCUACACCUGUUCCAUGGACGGAACGGUCAAGAAGCUCACGCCUGUCUUUACUGACAUGGCCGUGGGCUUUAAGCAGGAGGAGAUCGUGCUGCCAGAGGGUAUUGCAGGUCGGAGGAUGCACGGCAUCGCGGUCAGCCCCUAUGGGGCGUACCUGGCCCUGGUCAGUACUGAGGGGAUGACCAACGGUCAGCACCCGGUCUCUAGGCCCUACCAGGUCCAGUUUGUAACCCUGAAGACGCCCAAUGACGCGGCGGCGGAGUUGCUGGAGUCCCCGGUCCAGAGCCUGUUCAAACAGACUGACCUGUUGGACCUGGUGCGCUGGAGGGUGCUGAGGGACAAACGCAUCCCGGCCAUGCUGCAGGAGGAGCUGGAUGACAAGGUACACAACACAGGCUCCCCCUACCUGUGGAGGUUAAAACUCUUCCUGGUGCGUGUGCUCUACCAGUCCCUGCAGAAGGCCCCCGUGGAGGCACGCUGGCGCCCCACACACGAGGACGCCAAGGUGUUUGUGAAGGACGGGGAGGGGGGUGUCGGGGGAGAGGGUGGAGGAGGGGAAGAGGAGCACCCAGAGGCCCAGGCGUUGGAGGAGCAGAUGGGGGAGGUGAUAGCGUGGAUCGAGGCGGUGGAGGCCCACCUGACAAGGGAGCACAUGAAGAGGGUUCUGGGGGAGGUGUACCUCCACACCUGGAUCACUGAGAACACCAGCAUCCCCACGCGGGGUGUCUGUGACUUCCUCACCAGCGACCCCACGUACGAAGACAGGGCUGCCAAGGUUAGACUAGGCUACCUACACCUCUUCUGUUAUCCUAUUCCAUAGGUAUAAGCCUGAGCAAUAUAAACGACUGUUGGAACAUUAGGCUUACCCUGUUGUUGUGCAUGAUUCAACACCUCUUGCUCUCUGCACCCCAGGUCCUGAUAGGUCACAUCCAGAAGAAGAUGAACAAGCAGACAUUCCCAGAGUACUGUAGUCUGUGUAAGGAGGUGCUGCCAUUCACAGACCGCAAGCAGGCUGUCUGCUCCAACGGACAUAUGUGGCUCAGGUAAAGUGCCAUCAACCCUUUCUUCAAUAUUUCAACCACCUGAUUCCUGUCAUCUAAAUCCAGGGUUUCUAAUUCUUAGGCCUUCCGCAUUCUUUUCAUAAUUAGUCAUUAGUCAAUUGCAUUUACUGAUGAAUGCUACCAUAUCACAUUUUAUGAGAUUGCCUCUAUAUAAACUAGGGAGCAUAAGUCUCUGAAUUCUGAACAAUACUAAGCAGAAGGAGAAGUCUCCCGAGGUCCACAGACACUGGGCUGACACUGACAAGUGACUCCACACACAGCAGCUAAAUGCUUAUUUUGACUGUUUAUUUAUUAUCAUCACAGAACACUAAUCCAGCCUCCCACCUUUUGAUAUUUACCCAUGUACUGCUCCCCUCCUCCUGCUCUAUCCCCCCAUACCGCUCAUUAGUUGGGUGGUAUAUGCUGCCCCUGGUGGACACUUUGGGACAGUCCGCAGCCUCUAAGUCCCACAGCACAUUUCAAUAGUCGAAAGUGGUUUCCUCUCCCCAUCUCCUAGGGAUGUGUUGAAUAAGGAUGUCUACCAUGAAUUCGCUUUCACCUAUUCAGUUUUUUUCUCCAGUCAUUGCAAAUGAAGGGAAGGAGACAAGGAGAGGAAAUCACUUUAACCACUAUUGAGAUAUCCCUUCUACGGUGUUAGUGCUCAUCUGAAGUAUGCCCGUUUCUAUUGAGAUAUCCCUCCUACAGUGUUAGUGCUCAUCUGAAGUAUACCUGUUUCUAUUGAGAUAUCCCUCCUACAGUGUUAGUGCUCAUCUGAAGUAUGCUAUUGAGAUAUCCCUCCUACAGUGUUAGUGCUCAUCUGAAGUAUGCCCGUUUCUAUUGAGAUAUCCCUCCUACAGUGUUAGUGCUCAUCUGAAGUAUGCCCGUUUCUAUUGAGAUAUCCCUCCUACAGUGUUAGUGCUCAUCUGAAGUAUGCCCGUUUCUAUUGAGAUAUCCCUCCUACGGUGUUAGUGCUCAUCUGAAGUAUGCCCAUUUCUAUUGAGCUAUCCCUCCUACGGUGUUAGUGCUCAUCUGAAGUAUGCCCGUUUCUAUUGAGAUAUCCCUCCUACGGUGUUAGUGCUCAUCUGAAGUAUGCCCGUUUCUAUUGAGAUAUCCCUCUUACGGUGUUAGUGCUCAUCUGAAGUAUGCCCGUUUCUAUUGAGAUAUCCCUCCUACGGUGUUAGUGCUCAUCUGAAGUAUGCCCGUUUCUAUUGAGAUAUCCCUCCUACAGUGUUAGUGCUCAUCUGAAGUAUGCCCGUUUCUAUUGAGAUAUCCCUCCUACGGUGUUAGUGCUCAUCUGAAGUAUGCCCGUUUCUUUUAGGUGUGUGUUGUCCUACCAGGCGUGCCAGACACUCACGUACAGACGCUGCCUGCUGCAGGAUAGCAUCGCCAGACUGCCAGUGCCUGAGGGUAAGCAGCUAGAGUCACUUUCCAUCUCUCUACCUCUCUGACACUCACUCCAUCCUCCUCUGGUAUUAACUGGCAGCUCAUCCUGCUCUCUGAUCAGCAUAUCUCCUUCUACAGCAUUGACACAAUAUAAGAAAGUACUUGAGAAUGUACUUACAUUCUUAUCAGGCUUAGUUUUCACUAGUUGUCAGACUGUCAGCAUAAAUUAUUUUAAAUAAACCUAACAUUGCUGAGUGAUCAAUCUGUUGAUGGUUUACUGCUCAAAUAGUGGAGCAGGUGAUUGUGAUUGAACAGAUGAAUCUGAUAAAAUACUAAAUGUUAGCUUAAUUAUUUAGUAUGCCCCCUUCCCUGUGUCCCUCCACCCUCCUCACUGCAGACCCAGACUGGAUCAAGAGGAUACUGCAGGGUCCUUGUACAUUCUGCGACUCUCCACUCCUCUAG